AUGCACCUCACCGAAGACGAGCUCUACCGGUCGUCGACGCAGUUCCGGCACUGGUCCUUCACGCCCGCAACCCUCGCCGCGAUCCGGCAUGCGACCAACGCCGCGGCGGCCGAGCGCGUGCGCCCGCACCUGCCCCAAGACGCCGCCCUCCUCACCCCCGAAGACGAGCUGCGCCUCGUCACCAUCUUCUGCAGCCGCUGCGUCGCGCUUGGCCAGUUUCUUAAUGAGCAGCCGGGCCAUGGCUUUCCGUUCAAGGUCGUCGCCACGGCCGUCCAGUACGUCAGGCGCUUCUACCUCUUCAACUCGCUCAUGAUCUACGACCCCAAGAAAAUCAUGCCGUCGUGCCUCUUUCUCGCCACAAAGACCGAGGGCUGGCACACAAAGGCCUCGGACUUUGCCCAGAAGCUGCCCCGCACCACCGCCGACGACAUCCUCGCCCCCGAAUACCUCAUCUCGCAGGCCCUGCGCUUCACCUUCGACGUGCGCCACCCCCACCGCGGCCUCGACGGCGGCCACAUGGAGCUCAUGGCCAUGGCCAAGGGCGCCGCACCCCUGCUGCCCGGCGCGAGCGCGACACCACAACAGGUGCAGGACGCGAUGCUGCAGCUGCCGGGCCCGGACGGCUCCGCGCCGCCGGCCGAGCCGAGCGUGACGGCGCUGCUGAACCGCGAGGGCCGCUCCUGGGACGCCGCGCGCCGCACGCUCAAGUCCGUCGCCCUCACCACCGACGCCUACUUCUUCUACACGCCGGCGCAAAUCUGGCUCGCGGCGCUGGUCAUGGCUGACGAGCCGCUCGCCCGCUUCUACCUCGACGUCAAGCUCCCGAACGACCUCCUCCAAGCCGCCGAACACAAGGACAAGCUUCUGGCGACGGUACACGCAUGCGCGACCAUGUUGCACGAGGGCGCCGCCCAGGAGCCCGACGACGAGGUCAGGCGCCUGGCCAAGAAGCGCGAUGCCUGCGCCGACCCCGAGAAGGCGGAUCUGGUGAGCUUACAUGCGGCAUCGAAACGCGGGGGUGCGGUUGACGGCGUUGUGGAUGAUGGGGUUGCCAAGCGGCGGAAGUUGGAGCGGCAGCAGAGCCAGAGGGAGGCGGAUGCGUUUUGGGGGCCCGAGAUCGGGAAGCCCGAGUCGGCGGCAUAG
Messenger RNA from Aplosporella prunicola CBS 121167, 1143 nucleotides. RefSeq lists its product as uncharacterized. Bases 1 to 1143 code for a protein of 380 amino acids. Lineage: Eukaryota; Fungi; Ascomycota; Dothideomycetes; Botryosphaeriales; Aplosporellaceae. The transcript is spliced from 2 exons. The record is from RefSeq and is a predicted model, not a curated record. Gene Ontology annotation, biological process: regulation of transcription by RNA polymerase II; regulation of cyclin-dependent protein serine/threonine kinase activity. Gene Ontology annotation, molecular function: cyclin-dependent protein serine/threonine kinase regulator activity. Gene Ontology annotation, cellular component: transcription factor TFIIK complex; nucleus.